GAAGAGGAAGCAGUCGGCGGAACGCACGGCGGCCUCGGGGCCGGCCGCGAGCGCCCGGCUGCACGAGGCGUGCGCCUUCAUCCUGGGGCGGGGCCUGCGGCCUGGGGACAUCCUGUACGCCUUCCCGCCGUCCAGCGGCGACGCCCAGGUUGCCGAGCUCAGCCUGCCCACCAUCCCUGGGCUCCCCGGCGGGCAGGCGUGGGCCAGCGGGCCCUGCCCCAACAGGCGCGAGGCCAGGCGGCGGGCCGCCGAGGCUGCGCUGCUCCAGCUGACCGCCACCUUCCCCGCGCUGGCCGGCCUGGCCCGGGCGGCGUCCGCGGGCGCGGCCGCCGCCGCCCCCGCUGGCGCUGUCGGCAGCCCCACGCCCCGCCGGUCGGCGCCGCCGGGGCGGGCGCGGGCGCGGACGCGCCGCCGCUGUCGGGGGGCGGCGACCUGGCCCGGGCAGGGCCGGUGGACGACGCGAAGACGCGCGUGGUGGUGUUCUGCCAGUGGAGCUGCGGCAGGCCGAUGCGCCGGGGCGACAUCGCCUACUCGACGGCCCACGCCGGCGGGCAGUACACGUCGGAGGUGGCGCUGAACUGCCUCCGGGGCGAGCGCUUCGCGGGCGGCCCGCGGCCGGACCGGCGAGGGGCGGAGCAGUCGGCGGCCGAGGAGGUGCUGCGCGCCUUUUCCCGCGAGCGGGCGGAGAUGGCGCGCAGGGCGCCGAAGCGCCCGCGGCUCGGGCCCCGGCAGGUCCAGCGCGCGGCUUGCGCCGCGGGCGCCACGGGCGCCGCGGGCGCCACGGGCGCCGCAGACGCCGCGACGGGGCCCGAGCCGGACCACGCCGCCAAGGGCCGCCUGCACGCGGUCUGUGCGGAGUUGCUGGGCCGCGCGCCGCGGGCGGGCGACGUCGUCUACGAGGUGGACCUGGCUUGCGGCGGCCAGGUGGCGACCCUGCGCCUGCCCUUCCUGGCCGAGCUGGGGGCCCACGCCUGGGCCUCCGAGCCCUACGCCAGCCGGCGCGACGCGCGCGCGCGCGCCGCCGAGCUGGCGCUGGAGGCCCUCGGGCGGCCCGGCCGCCCGGGGCCCGCCCUGCGCGACCUGGGGCCGCCCGUCCCCCGGCACUCGGCGCUCUGA
Molecule: messenger RNA, 1116 nt
Organism: Prorocentrum cordatum
Lineage: Eukaryota; Dinophyceae; Prorocentrales; Prorocentraceae
Source: the annotation of a GenBank genome assembly